Messenger RNA from Lucilia cuprina (Australian sheep blowfly), 1922 nucleotides. Its product is annotated as glutathione S-transferase theta-1-like. Gene Ontology annotation, cellular component: cytoplasm. Bases 1204 to 1905 code for a protein of 233 amino acids. The transcript has 4 exons. Gene Ontology annotation, biological process: glutathione metabolic process. NCBI's taxonomy places the organism in Eukaryota, Metazoa, Arthropoda, Insecta, Diptera, Calliphoridae. Gene Ontology annotation, molecular function: glutathione transferase activity. The record is from RefSeq and is a predicted model, not a curated record.
UAUAAUUUUGUCUUUUAAACUAAAUCAUUAUAUUGAUAAAUUAAACUUUUAUAGCAAAUUUAUAAUCACACACCACAUAAACUACUGUCGUUCGAUAUUGAAAAGAAGCUCUUCAAACGUUAAAUACAUAUUGACAUAGAUUAACGAAUAACAACUUUUCUGAAGUUGAUUUAAUGAAACACCAAUUAGGAUCGUAUGUUGUUUUCCACCAAAAAAUAAUUGAUUUCAUACUUUACAAACUACAUCUUAAUCACAACGAAAAAUGCUAUUACAUACUAUUUACUAUUAUAAAUCAAAUAUUUCCUUAUAAAUGAAAACCUCGUUAAAACAAACAACAUAUUUGAAGUACAUACAUUAAGUUUUGGUGAAAAACCAGUGAAAUUUUCAUAGGAGUGUCAUUAAGAGAAUGUGUUUUAUUUUUGACAUCCAAAUAUUGGAUUUUAAUUGCUUCUUAAACUAAGAUUAGUUGUCGUUCAAGGUUUCCAAAAAUGAACAACAUCCCUCCAACGACAUGCUAAUGUAAAAUUCAUAGGUUUUUCACCCAUCUUUUCCACACUUUUUUUGCUGUGUUGUGAUGAAAAUACUACAUCUUUUUCAGCACUUUUUUUGCUGGGUUAUUUAAUAACGGAGCGUUUUUCAAAAUCGAAUCAAAAUGUAUAACUAUGAAAUAUUAAAGAAAUCACAAAUUUACAUAUCAUCAACUAAGUUUAUAAAUUUUAAUGGUUUUAUUUUAAUAUUAUAGAAGAAAUAAAGUAUAUUUACAUGUAAUAUCAUCAUAGCCCAAUAUAUCACUUAAAUUAUUAAUCAUUUUAAUUGAUUUUUUUCAACUGCAGUUUAAAUUUAAGCUUAUCAAAUGUAAUAAGUAGUACAACUUCUUCUUAAUAACUAACUGUAUUUCAAAUUCGGGUAGAUUUAAAGACAUUUAGUAAGCCUAAAGCAAACGAAAGGCUAUAAAGGUUAAACAAUAAAAGCAAUAUUAAAAUAUAACAACAGUACAUUUAUUUAAAUUCACAAAAGUAAUUCGAAAUUAAAAAAAGAUAAACAAAUCAUUGUACAAAGUUUAAACUUAAAAGCACAAACUAAAUUUAAUAAAAUAUUAAGAGAAAUUUAACAAUUGAGCACAAAACGAAUAAAACAAAUCUUAUCAAAGAGAAUUGUUUAUAAUAAAUACAUAAUAAAUUAAAAAUUCAACGGACAAAGACCAUGGAUGAAAAAUGUUUAAAAUAUUAUUUUGACUUUUUAUCACAACCCUCAAGAGCUUUGUAUAUAUUACUUAGAGAAAGCGGUACCAAAUUUCAAGCUAAUCAAGUAGAUUUACUAAAAGGUGAACAUCAAAAUGAUGAUUACAAACAAGUAAAUCGUUUUCAAAAAGUGCCAGCCAUAAUUGAUUAUGUAAACAAUAAAGAAUUCCAUUUAGCCGAAAGCAUUGCCAUAUUAAGAUAUUUAGUGGAAUGUAAUAAAAUUUCGUUAAAUUUCUAUCCCAUCGACUUGAAGCUAAGGGCACAAGUAGAUGAAUUUUUAGAAUGGCAGCAUACAACUAUAAGAACAUCAUGUUCUUUAUAUUUCCGUUUUGUUUGGGUUCAAGAAAUGUUACUAGGUGCUCCAGCUUCUAGUGAUAAAAUUGCAAAAUAUCGUUUAUUAAUGGAAAAAGAUUUAGAACUCAUGGAAAACUUAUGGAUUAAAGAAAAUAAAUUUUUAGUGGGAAAUUCUAUUACGGCAGCGGAUGUUUUUGGUGCUUGUGAAAUUGAACAAAUAAGAUGCACAGGUUAUGAAAUUAAAGUAAAAUUUCCUAAAAUCUAUACAUGGAUUGAAAAUGUUCGCAAAGAACUGAAACCGAUUUUUGAUGAAGCUCAUCAUGUGGUUUAUACUAUUGAAAAUAAAACAAAAUCUAAAGAGCAAAAAUAAAUAAAAGAUAGAUUAUC